GGGAGUGGUUAAAAAAAGAAGAAGAAGAAGAAGGAGGAGGAGAAGAAGAAGAAGAAGAAGUUGCCAGCAUGGCGUUUACUCUCUACUCUCUCAUUCAGACCGCUAUUUUGUGCACUAAUGCAAUUGCUGUGUUGCAUGAAGAGCGAUUUCUGAGCAAGGUGGGCUGGGCUGUGGACCAGGGAGUUGGAGGCUUUGGAGAUGAUCCAGGAAUCAAGGCCCAAAUCCUCACCCUCAUCCGCUCGGUCCGGACUGUCAUGAGAGUUCCUUUAAUAAUAGUGAAUUCCGCCUGCAUUGUCCUUCUGUUAUUAUUCGGUUAACCAUGACUGAACGGGCAGCCAGCGGACGUAGGAGCUUGUCAAGGGACAACGACAAACCACAGACACUAAACUUUCUGUUGGGAAAACAGAAGGCAACAGAAUAUAAGAAAAACACAACAGGCACCAAAGUCAUCUUCUGUACUGAUGAUAUAUUAUGGGAAUAACUACACAAACUUGUGACCUUUGGUUAUGUUUAUAAUUUUGUAUCGUAUUGUUAUGAAAUGCAUCUGUUCCACUUCGGCAUAACAGACUUGGACCAGGUUUGGUCCCAACACAAAUUCAGCAGUGCUGAUUUGUGUUGGUGCUUGUAAAUAGUGUUUUCAGAAGUGAUGCUGGUGGCUGUUAGAAUAUUUGUUUGCUUUAAACCUUUGACUUUCAGCUGUAAACUUGUUAAAUAGACAGUUUCUGUAAUGGAUUAAGUUUACAUGCAACAGCAUUAUUAUAAACAGCACACAUCCUGAAAUCUUGACUUUUUUAGAUGGUAAAUUAUAUGUACAACCUGUUUAAUGUUUUAAAAGCCAAACAUGACCAUAAAAAUUCAAAUAGUUUCUAUUACUUAACAUGACUCAGAACAGUAUCUUUGUACUGUCUGCAUAUUGCAAAGGUUUAUUAACUUUAAAUAAAAUGCUGACCUCA
Messenger RNA from Betta splendens (Siamese fighting fish), 953 nucleotides. It is a transcript of the gene ier3ip1, whose product is annotated as immediate early response 3 interacting protein 1. The transcript has 3 exons. Lineage: Eukaryota; Metazoa; Chordata; Actinopteri; Anabantiformes; Osphronemidae. Bases 69 to 317 code for a protein of 82 amino acids. Gene Ontology annotation, biological process: endoplasmic reticulum to Golgi vesicle-mediated transport. Gene Ontology annotation, cellular component: endoplasmic reticulum membrane; COPII-coated ER to Golgi transport vesicle; Golgi membrane. The record is from RefSeq and is a predicted model, not a curated record.